UUCUUCAUCUCUUCUGACAGCAAUCUUCAUUUUCAGAUUACAGCAGCAGCAGCAGCAGGAGUGUCUCCAGUGUUUCCCAGAGUUCCUCACUGCGGAUGAGCAGAGCAACAUUCAGCACACGGCGGACCACUGCACUUCUCACGGGCUUGGCUACUGACGGGCACACUCCUGGAGCUCAUGAAGACUGGACGGGACGGGGACGCGAUGGACGAGAGCGUCCCGCAGGAGCCUGACCUCUACAGUCCCGUGUCCCCCGUCCCGCAGGAGGAGCCGGUCUCCACAUAUUUCGAGGAGAAGGUCCCGAUCCCAGAUGAUGGAGCAGAGAAGUUGUUCAGUUUCCGCAAGCUCUGGGCCUUCACUGGACCCGGCUUCCUGAUGAGCAUCGCAUACCUGGACCCUGGAAACAUCGAGUCAGACCUGCAGUCCGGCGCUAAAGCUGGAUUCAAGCUGCUGUGGGUUCUGCUGGGCGCCACCAUCAUCGGGCUCCUGCUGCAGCGUCUGGCUGCUCGUCUCGGUGUGGUCACGGGGAUGCAUCUGGCAGAGGUCUGCAACCGACACUACCCCACGGUGCCGCGGAUCAUCCUGUGGCUGAUGGUGGAGUUGGCGAUCAUCGGCUCCGACAUGCAGGAGGUCAUCGGCUGCGCCAUAGCACUCAAUCUGCUGUCAGUCGGCAGGAUUCCUCUGUGGGCUGGAGUGCUGAUCACCAUCGUGGACACCUUCGUCUUCCUGUUUCUAGAUAAGUACGGUCUGAGGAAGCUGGAGGCCUUCUUUGGGUUCCUCAUCACCAUCAUGGCACUCAGCUUCGGCUACGAGUAUGUGCGUGUCAAAUAA
Messenger RNA from Danio aesculapii, 831 nucleotides. Its product is annotated as natural resistance-associated macrophage protein 2-like. Gene Ontology annotation, cellular component: plasma membrane. Gene Ontology annotation, molecular function: manganese ion transmembrane transporter activity; cadmium ion transmembrane transporter activity; iron ion transmembrane transporter activity. Gene Ontology annotation, biological process: metal ion transport. Bases 178 to 831 code for a protein of 217 amino acids. The record is from RefSeq and is a predicted model, not a curated record. NCBI's taxonomy places the organism in Eukaryota, Metazoa, Chordata, Actinopteri, Cypriniformes, Danionidae. The transcript has 11 exons.